AUGGCCAAGCUGAACGCCUCGCUGGCUACGAUUAAGCACGGUCGCAUCGGCGUAUCCCCUAACCCAUACACAUCUCCAUCCCCCAGUGGUGUCUCAACGCCCGUGCCCUUCAUUGAUCUCUCUACACUGCAAACCGAAGGGCGGAACUUCAAGACACACAACAUCGACGUUGCUAGCACGGAGGAGAUGUGUGAGAUGAUCAACGAGCAGGACCAGACUGUCGCGUUUCAAGUGCAGCGCUGCAUCCCCACCAUCGCGCGGGUGAUUGACGCGCUCGCGCCUAAAGUCCGCGCCGGAGGUCGCGUCGUCUACGUCGGCGCAGGAACGAGUGGGCGUCUGGGGAUCCUGGAUGCGAGCGAGAUUCCACCCACGUUUUCAUCUCCCUACGGACAGUGGAUUGGGCUGAUUGCUGGCGGCAACCGCGCGAUCCAAAAGGCGGUCGAGGGGGCUGAGGACAGCCCCGAGCUAGGGGAAUUAGACCUCCGGACCAUUUCCCCGCCGCUGUGCCCAGAGCUCGACUCGGUCAUUGGCCUCGCUGCCUCGGGCCGCACUCCCUAUGUGCUCGGCGCUCUCGAGUGGGCACGCAGACACGCCAUCUACACUGCUGGAAUAUGCUGCGUUGCGCCAUCCACCAUGGCGGCGCAGUGCGUCGACAUCGUCGAGUGUCCUGUUGGCCCUGAGGUCGUGACGGGAAGUACGCGCAUGAAGAGCGGGACGGCACAGAAAAUGAUCCUCAACAUGAUCAGCACUGGCGUGCAGCUCCGCAUCGGCAAGACGUACGGCAACCUCAUGGUCGACGUCAAGCGCUCCAAUGCCAAGCUCAUCAACCGCGCGAGGGGUAUCUUCAGGGCUGUGCUCGAGCCCUAUGCCGCGAAAGUCGAGCUUGCUGUGUCGCUGGAGGACGGCGAGGGCAUCGACCACCUGAUUGACGCCUGCGAUGGGAGCGUGAAAAAGGCUAUGGUGGCGGCGCGGUGGCGCUGCUCUCCAGAGGAAGCUACAGAGCGGCUAGAUGCCGCUGAAGACAUACUCAAGAAGGCGCUCGAGGCAGAGGUCCACACCACAUAA
Cutaneotrichosporon oleaginosum is the source of this 1065-nucleotide messenger RNA. RefSeq lists its product as uncharacterized. NCBI's taxonomy places the organism in Eukaryota, Fungi, Basidiomycota, Tremellomycetes, Trichosporonales, Trichosporonaceae. Gene Ontology annotation, cellular component: nucleoplasm; cytosol. Gene Ontology annotation, biological process: negative regulation of glucokinase activity; glucose homeostasis; amino sugar catabolic process. The record is from RefSeq and is a predicted model, not a curated record. Gene Ontology annotation, molecular function: enzyme binding; carbon-oxygen lyase activity; fructose-6-phosphate binding.